GGUGAAGGUGGGCGCUACAGCAUCAGCAUCUCAGGUUGGACGGGCCGACAAACGACAGCCAACUGUCAGUUUGUAAUCAACGCGUGCCAACAGCAGCGGCGGCAGCUGUGCGUGUGCAUAAGAAACUUUUCGGGCCAUCAACCUCUCAACCUAUCAACUUCUCAACCUUUCGAACUCUCCUCACCCCGGAAUCCAGUUCUAUGCCGUGACCUUUAGCCCAUCGAUGGAUAACAAAUGGCAGCAUUACAUUGCUGACGAAAACCCAUUGUGCCAAAGCCGGAGACUAAUCACUUAACUAUUUAUAAACCAACGCACAUGCACAGUGAACACAGAAACAAAGUGAAUUAAAUGUUCUUUAAUUUGCGGAGUGCAAUCAGGGGUGGCUUCUAAAGUGAAAUCAAAAUUUGUGCUUAACAGAAGGGUCAAGCUUACAAGGAAAUGCCCAAAUUGUUUAAAGAAUAUUUUAUAACAAAUUUAACAACCUUUGGACUGUUUAAAGUCAAAGUGAUAUUAAUAGACAAAGUUACAUGUAUAAUACUUUGAAAGUAAAAAGGCAAGAAUAAAUUAUAAAAGUUAUAAAUUUCAAAAACAAAACACGAGUUAAUAGACUUUGCUUUAAAAUAAGCCCAAGUUGCUUAUUAUAAUUAUUAGUAUUAUUAUUAUUAUGUGAUACUAUGUCUAUCAAGCAUGUUAUGCUAUUACUUAUUUGAGGUAUUCCUUAAUCUGCGUUUAAUCAUUUACCAUUUAUGUCAAGGCUAAAGAACCAUUAAAGUGUUAUUUCAGACCGCAAAAUGAGUUAUUUUAUGAGUUAUCUAGAAAUAUCUAUUUUAAUUUGACAUAAAAUGUUAAUCUCAUUGGGUUAUGGCUUUUUAUCUAUUUUUAAAAUCAGUGCGAUAUAAUCAUUGUAUUGGUUUAGGAAAUAGUGAAGAUAGUUUCUUAUAAAUCUUAUACAUACAUUUUUUGCCGUGCACCGUGAGAGAUACUUGUAUCCGAGAGAUGCAGUUUUGAGUACUCGUAUUGUCGAUGUUAGAUUGUGUGCUCAAGCUGUUUGUCUUACGGGUGUGGACGAGUAGACGACUUCAGCUGGGGAGAUGGAUGGAGACUGGCUGUAGUUUCAUCCGAUCGAAGGUCGCCCAGCACUGAGAUUCCCAUUCCGAUUCCGAUUGUUCAGCCGUAGGAAUUCUUUUGGGGGAACAUGUGCCUGAUUUAUUUAUUGCCAAACUUUCGAGCGAUCCAAACAGAGCAAUAUGAAAACAACUGAAAAUACGCUGCUCGCCGGAGACUAUUUGCCAGCUGGUCCGAAAUUGAAUUGUAAAUGGCAAUAUUAAUUGGAAAUCAUUUAAAUUUUUUUUCUCUCGGUCUAUGCAUGUUCGGCGGCAUAAUUUAUGGGCGCUAAUUACUUUCGCCCAGUUGUAUUUCGUAUGCUGUCCAAGGCCAAUUACGCUUACUUAUUGCAAUUUAUGUGGCCGCAGUCCGGCCGUAAUUGGAAAUUGUGUAAGGUCGCAGGCAAUUCCAUUAUUUGUAUGCAGUUCUGGUCUCCGGUCUUCGUUCUCGGGUCUCCGUUCUCUGGUCUCUGGCGUUUUUUCUAAUGACGCCACCGCGCCGGCAACCCAGCCCAGUUUGUGUAGCCAUUUGAUUAAGUGACCUUAUACCUUAUACCUUAUACCCUAUACACGCAGGAUCAAUUUGCAGAUGUCGAGUGCGGUGCGAAGGUAAGCUCCACUCUUAGAGCCUGUGCUAUCCGCCGGAAUGGCGUUGGAAGGCGGCCUGCAACAUGCGGAUGCCAGUGCCAUGCUGCUGUACUCCAAGUUCCUGUCCACAGCGCUGACUGUGGCUACUGCGAACAACUCCAUCCAAACCACGGCGGCCCCAACUGGUGAGACAACCACUAAUGGACUCAAGGUGGGUGUGCCCUCGAUGAACUCCUAUCUGGCGAGCAUGGCGUGGCCCAAAUCGCUAGCGGUGGUCGUCUUCCUGGUCAUCAUUCUUGUCACCGUGGUCGGCAAUACACUCGUCAUCCUUGCCGUUUUGACCACACGCCGAUUGCGAACUGUCACCAACUGUUUCGUGAUGAACCUGGCCAUCACCGACUGGCUGGUGGGAACGUGCGUGAUGCCCCCAUCGGUGGUUCUCUACAUAACAGGCACUUGGCGCUUCGGCUGGAUUCUGUGCGACAUUUGGAUCUCGCUGGACAUCCUGCUCUGCACCGGCUCCAUCCUCAGCCUGUGCGCCAUCAGUCUGGACAGGUAUCUGGCCGUCACACAACCAUUGACGUACUCCAAGAAGCGGCGCUCCAAACGGCUGGCCCUGCUCAUGAUACUCGUCGUGUGGAUAACGGCUCUGUCAAUCACAUGUCCGCCCUACUUGGGCUGGUACGAGGCGGGCAGACAUCAGGCGGAGUUCGUGGACUGCCGCUACAACCAAAACAAGGGCUACGUGGUCUUUUCGGCAAUGGGAUCAUUCUUCAUUCCCCUCACGGUGAUGCUGUACGUCUACGUUAAGAUUGGUUAUGUGCUCACAUCACGGCGACAGCGCAUUGUGCGCGAUGCGAACUCCGAGCGCACGGCGGACUACGAUGUGGACGGGGACAACUUCAUUUCGGAGUCGGAGCACUAUCACUGCACGCCAACCAAGUGGCUGCCGAACAGGAAGUCCCGCUGGAGGUUCAGCUCGCUUCACGACCCACCUGCGAACAUGACCAAGGGGCAGCAGUCAUCCGUCAAGUGCCCCAAGUGCUCGACGCCGGCAACCGGAGUAGCAGUUCCAGCGGCGGCGGUGGCCGACAAAACGCUGACGUUCAAGCACCAGCCCACCUUCUACGAGCUGGUCGAGGUGUCGCGUCUCUCCUCGCUCAUUCACUGCUCGGCAAUUAGCUGCAAAUACGGCGGACCCUGCAUGCACUCCACGCCCUCUGGCCUGCACUACGUGGGCACGGAUGGUGGUUCCUUCUCGGACACCUGCCUGGGUGCCAGUGCCUCCGCAUUGGAGGUCAGCGAGAAACUGGAGGCGGAAUCUCACGCCCACGCCCACGCACACGCCCACUCCCAGCAGAAGCAGAAGCAGCAGGAGCAACAGCAGCACCACCCACAUGGCCAUCAUCAUCAUCAUAAUCAUGGCUCCCAGAGCCAUCACAACCAUCAUCAUCGCAUGCCGAUGCGAGUUUCGACCACGAAACGUGAUAGCAAGACCGCCAAGACCCUGACAAUUGUGAUGGGCGGCCUAAUUGCUUGCUGGCUGCCCUUCUUCGUCUAUUACCUACUGAUACCGUUCCUGCCCCGGCCCGCCGUCCUCGAGGACCUCAUGUUCGGCUUCACCUGGAUUGGCUGGGUCAACUGCGCCAUCAACCCCUUCAUCUACGCCUUCUACAAUCCGGACUUUCGCACUGCCUUCUGGCGUCUCACCUGCCGGCCCAUCUGCAAGCAGAAGCGUCCGCCCAACCACCUGGCCAUGUUCCGUGGCUAGUUUCCAGCAGCCGGAGAUCAGGGAAGACAUGGGAGUCAUUUGGGCCACAGUCACAGUCACUAGUCGCACUAUAGGAGCUCAGGUUGGGUGGGUUUGGUUUGGUGGCUACUUACAGGAGUUAUCUCAGACUUAUCUUUCACCCCUUUCUUUUUGCUGCUUCAACAACUUUCAGCUCCUCUGCUCACAAAACAAAGAGGAAAGUUAGAAAUUGGCCAGAAAUUCUCAUGAUAAUCACAUCACAAUCAAUUAAAGAGAACACGUCAAUUUACUUAAUUAAUAAAAGGCGUUGCUCAUGUGUACAACUAAAGUAAUGUCAAUUAAAUACAAUUUUAAAGUACAUUUUAUAAAAAUAAUAACAUUACAUUUCCAUUUCCUUUUUAUUGAAAUGUCAGAUUGGUAACAAUGCCAAUAAAAUACAAUUUUAAAGUCAAUUUUAUAAAAGAUCACAUUUAAUUUCCAUUUCUUUAUUAUCUGAAAUGGCAAAUUCUGUUGAAAAAGUAAUGGUAAUUAAAUUCCAUAUUUGAGAAUGAAUUAUUGUUUUUUUUUUUUGUUGAAACUGAAAUUCCAUUAUUGGUAUGUGCUGUUAAGCGCCUGACUGAUUUUAUUUUCACAGAAAGAAUUAACUAUCAGAAGCAUUAUUAUUAACAAAAAAUCAUAAGUUUGUUAGAAUGAAAGUGGUAUUUGAGCAGAUUAAGGCAAUUCAGUGAGCUUUGAACGAAAUGUUGGCUAUUAUCUCAUGAAUUGAGCAUAUUUUUCAAAGACUUAAGCUUUCCGUUACACCAUUUCCACGACAAAGGCAGCUCCUAAAACUAAGAUACCUACGGUCAAUAUUGAUUUGGAGAAGACAGCCUUGUUAGGACGAGAAGAUACCCUUUGAGGCUUCGAAAGCCUUUUGCUGAGCAGUAUCUUUAAAGCCACUUCAUGGCAGUAGCAGUAGCAGUAGCAGUAUCUUUUUAAACCUAGUGGACUUGGCCGGAAGUCGAGAUUCUCUCCUAGACCAGACCAUCUCCAUUCCCAAUCCUAUUUAGUAUGUUCGUGCCUGAGCUUUGAUUGUGCAAAGAACGAAACGAUACAAAAGACAAAUUAUAGUAUUUGCGAGUCUUUGUUGCCUGACGGCAACUGUUGACCAUCAGGAUGAGCAGGAUGUGGACGAUGCUGAUGAUGCUGACGAGGCUAGGCUCCUGUCGCCUCAUCCGCCUUUGUUGUGUGCGUCUAGUUUGUGUGUAGUGUGCAGUGUGCAGUUUGUAGUAGGAAGUGUGCAGGAGCUGCCAACGACAUUUCUGGCGUAUCCUUUGUUGGCCAAGUCCGGUCAAGAGCGGCCUAACCCCGCAGGCACGGUACACGUACACAGUGUCCGGCCAACCCAUUUAAUGUUUUAGCAAUCGCACGGCGCUCGGCGCACAAGCGAAAGCGAAAGUGAAACUGUAACUAAAACCGGACGGGCUGGCUUUAGAGCUGCACUUGAGCCUAUCUCCACACCCAGACCCCAUCCUCUCCACCCUCCUUUCCGACCUCCUAUGUCCACACACUCACUAGGCUCGUUAAGCAUUUUAGUCCAACUAAUUUGUAUAGUUGUAUUAUACAUAUAUCAUACUUGUACCCCACUGUGUAUGUACUUUAUAAAUGUUCACUUGAAAUGGAUCUCUGUAAAGGACCUAUCGGCCUGCCGAAAGAGUUCUGUCGAAAUAAACUUUAAGUUAAA
This is a messenger RNA of Drosophila elegans, 5164 nucleotides long. It is a transcript of the gene TyrRII, whose product is annotated as probable G-protein coupled receptor No18. NCBI's taxonomy places the organism in Eukaryota, Metazoa, Arthropoda, Insecta, Diptera, Drosophilidae. The coding region runs from base 1750 to 3462 and encodes 570 amino acids. Gene Ontology annotation, molecular function: G protein-coupled receptor activity. The transcript is spliced from 5 exons. The record is from RefSeq and is a predicted model, not a curated record. Gene Ontology annotation, biological process: adenylate cyclase-activating adrenergic receptor signaling pathway. Gene Ontology annotation, cellular component: membrane.